GUAAAAAAAGCUGUAUCCUGUGGUAUUCCAGAAUCUCCUGGAAAUGGUUCAGUCUGGGGUAAUGAAUUUAUUUUGGGCAGCAGAGUGAUAUAUGAAUGCAAUGAAGGCUUCAAGCUAGAAUCUAGUCAACAAGCAACAGCAGUGUGUCAAGAAGAUGGAUUAUGGAGUAAUAAAGGAAGCCCACCUGUCUGUAAACCUGUGAUUUGCCCCAGCAUUGAAAGUCUGCUUUCAGAGCAUGUCAUCUGGAGACUGAUUUCUGGGUCAGUGAAUGAGUUUGGAGCACAAAUCAUGUUGAGCUGCAGCCCUGGUUAUUAUUUAGUGGGGCAGAGACUCAUAAUGUGUACAACUAAUGGAACCUGGAGUGAUAAUGAUGAGAGACCAAUAUGUAAGGUUAUUUCAUGUGGAAGUCUUCCAUCUCCACCAAAUGGAAAUAAGAUUGGGACCAUGACCAUUUAUGGAGCCACAGCAAUCUUUACCUGUAACACUGGAUAUACACUUGUUGGGUCUCAUGUGAGAGAAUGCUUAGCAAAUGGACUUUGGAGUGGAACUGAAACACAGUGUCUUGCUGGACACUGUGGUUCUCCAGAUCCAAUUGUAAAUGGUCACAUUAGUGGUGAUGGUUUCAGUUACCGUGAUACUGUGGUAUAUCAAUGCAAUCCCGGUUUUCGACUUGUUGGCACAUCUGUUCGGAUAUGCUUACAAGAUCACAAAUGGUCUGGGCAAACUCCGGUUUGUGUUCCAAUCACAUGUGGCCAUCCAGGAAAUCCUUCGCAUGGUGUGACCAAUGGCAGUGAGUUCAACUUGAAUGAUGUUGUCAACUUCACCUGCAAUACAGGAUAUUUACUUCAGGGUGUCUCCCGAGCACAAUGCCGAAGCAAUGGACAGUGGAGCAGUUCUUUACCUAGUUGCCAAGUGGUGAACUGUUCAGAUCCUGGCUUUGUGGAAAAUGCCAUUCGUCAUGGACAGCAGAAUUUCCCUGAAUCUUUCAAGUAUGGAACCAGUGUGGUUUACCACUGUAAGAAGGGGUUCUAUCUUCUAGGAUCUUCCACUGUAACAUGUAAAGCAAAUGGUUUAUGGGACAGAUCAUUACCCAAAUGUUUGCCAAUAUCUUGUGGACAUCCUGGAGUUCCAACAAAUGCAAUUCUAUCAGGAGAUAAAUUUACAUUUGGAUCUGUAGUUCACUAUUCUUGUGCAGAAAGGCAAACUCUCAUGGGAAACUCUAGCAGAGUGUGCCAGGAAAACAGCCGCUGGAGUGGAACACUCCCUCAUUGUUCAGGAAACAACCCAGGUUAUUGUGAUGAUCCUGGAAUGCCUUCCCAUGGGUCUAGACUUGGUGAUGAGUUCAAGAUCAAAAGCCUAAUACGUUUCUCCUGUGAAAUGGGUUACCAGUUAAGAGGUUCCCCAGAAAGAACAUGUCUCCUUAAUGGAUCUUGGUCUGGUCUGCAGCCAGUCUGUGAAGCUGUAUCUUGUGGAAAUCCUGGGACACCGGCCAAUGGCAAGAUAAUCUAUAAUGAUGGGAUUUCAUUUUCCAGUUCAGUUAUCUAUUCCUGUUGGGAAGGUUACAAGACUUCAGGGCUGACAACUCGCCACUGCACAGCCAAUGGGACAUGGACUGGCAUUGCUCCAGACUGUACAGUGAUCAGUUGUGGAGAUCCAGGUGAACUGGCAAAUGGCAUUCAAUUUGGAAAUGAUUUCUCAUUUAAUAAGACAAUAACCUAUCAGUGCAAUCCAGGGUACCUGAUGGAACCUGUUGGAGCAUCCACAAUCCGCUGUACCAAAGAUGGAACUUGGAACCAGAGUAAACCCAUCUGCAAAGUUAUUACCUGUGGGCCACCUCCCCAGGUACUGUAUGGAAAGGUUGAAGGAUCUGAUUUCCACUGGGGAUCAAGUAUAAGUUAUAGCUGUGCUGAUGGGUAUCACCUUUCCAAUUCUGCUAUCCUUUCAUGUGAAGGUACAGGAGUAUGGAGAGGAGACGUUUCGCAGUGCCUACCUGUCUUUUGUGGAGAGCCUGGUAUUCCGGCUAAUGGGAGACUCAUUGGUAAAAGUUUCACGUACAGAUCUGAAGUAACUUUCCAAUGCAGACCAUCUUUGAUAUUGAUAGGAUCUUCAAGGCGAGUUUGCCAAGCUGAUGGUACUUGGAGUGGAAUUCAGCCAACAUGCAUUGAUCCUGCUCAUAACAGCUGCCCAGACCCUGGAACACCACAUUAUGGAAUCCAGAACAGCUCUACAGGUUAUGAGGUUGGGAGCAGAAUCUUCUUCAGGUGUAGAAAGGGUUACCAUAUACAGGGCUCUACUACAAGAACAUGUCUUUCAAAUUUAACUUGGAGUGGCAUACAACCUGAAUGUAUUCCUCAUGGUUGUAGACAGCCAGAGACACCAGCGAAUGUAGAUGUAAAAGCAAUAGAUCUACCUACCCUAGGCUACACUUUGGUGUAUACGUGUCAGCCGGGAUUUUUUCUUGCUGGUGGAUCAGAACACCGGACAUGUAAACCAGACAUGAAAUGGACAGGAAAAUCACCUGUUUGUAAAAGUAAAGGAGUGAGAGAAGUUAAUGAGACAAUAACUAAAACACCAGUUCCCUCAGAUGUAUUUUUUAUAAAUUCAUUGUGGAAGGGGUUUUAUGAGCAUCUAGGGAAAAGACAAGUUGCAACUCUUACAGUUGACUGGUUCAAUGCUACAAGCAGUAAGGUGAAUGCCACAUUCAUUGAUGCAUCCAGCAUGCAACUUAAAGUAUCAGGUAUUUACAAGAAAGAAGAAGCCCAUUUGCUUCUGAAAAUCUAUCAUGUUAAAAAUCCGAAAGAAGGUUUUGUGAACAAGCCUGAAAACAACAAGUGGGCAUUAGAUGGCUAUGUGUCAUCUGGGCUUGAAAGAGGUGUCUUUACUUAUCAAGGUGAUAUACAUGGAAAAGAUUUUGGAAAAUUUAUGUUCCAAAGAGAAAGUCCUUUAAACGUGGAUGCCGAUCACUCCAAUCACAGCUAUGGUACAAAUAGCAGUUCUGUGGCAGCUGCAAUCCUAGUACCCUUCUUUGCUCUAAUAUUAUCAGGGUUUGCAUUUUACCUCUACAAACACAGAACAAGACCAAAAGUACAGUACAAUGGUUAUGCUGGACACGAAAACAGCAAUGGACAGGCAUCAUUUGAAAAUCCUAUGUAUGAUACAAACUUAAAGCCCACAGAGGCAAAAGCUGUGCGGUUUGACACAACUCUGAACACAGUUUGUACAGUGGUAUAGCCUUCAGUGCCCAAUUUGACUGAUUCAUA
Molecule: messenger RNA, 3260 nt
Organism: Python bivittatus (Burmese python)
Lineage: Eukaryota; Metazoa; Chordata; Lepidosauria; Squamata; Pythonidae
Source: RefSeq, a predicted model, not a curated record